GGCUAAGGAGGAGUGUGCUGUUGCAGGAAAUGUUGACCUUCAGGGAUGUGUUUGUGGACUUCACCCUGGAGGAGUGGCAGCAGCUGGACACGACUCAGAAGAACCUCUGCAAGGAUGUCAUGCUGGAGAACUACAGCCACCUUGUCUCCGAUUCCUCGUGGCCCAACCAGGUAGGACCUUCAGGUUGGGACAAGGAGAAGAGGAGGCCAGGAUGGCAGCUGGAGAAAGCCCAACACGGAGGUGUCCAGGGGGCUCGAGUUCGAUCCCUGGUCAGAGAACUAAGAUCCUGCAAGCCAGCUGGUACGGCGAAAAAUAAAAAAAAAAAAGGCAAGAUUCAAAGAGAGAAGUCUGAGGGCAAAUGCUUCAUUAAAAAGUGAGGGUCCCUUGCUGAGUUCCCAGACCUGAGCCAAAUUUUAGAUCUGGAACCAAUUGUCUAGAGAGGUGCCCAUGUCCCUUAUAGGAAGAACCCUACAACAUUGUAGCAAACAUAAAAUACUUAUCUUAGUCCCUUUCCGAGGGAACCUAUGGCCAUUUAUCUGGGUGACUAUGGUCAUUGGGGAAAAGGGAAUAUUUUUAGGACUAUUGGACACAGCUUUCUGAGUUGACAUUAAUACCCAGAUAUGCAAAGCAUCACCAUGGCCCUCCUGUUAAGAGUGGGGGCUUACUGGGUACAGGUGUUACACUGAGUCCUCGCUUAAACCUGAUUCACAGUGGCCCACUGCACAUGCAGACCCAUCCAGUGGUGAUUUCCUCAGUCUUCUAGUGUAUAAUUGGAAUUCAUAUACUUAUCAGUUGGACCAUUUACUACCUCUCUCCUCACCUGUAAAGUUUGUUAGCUGAUAAUUUAUGUAACAGUAUUCAGUGGUUACAGUGUAAAGAACUAUGGAGAUAACUUAUUUUUACCCAAAAAAAUCACAUACAGAUAUUAUAAUCACAGGAUACCCAUUUUUAAGAUGCAAAACAUAUACUCAAAACCAUACACUCAGACAACCACAUGGAAAAGGAAUAGGGAAUAUAUAGACAUAUGUGAAAAUGGGGUCAUUUUAAGAAGAGAAUUGUGUCACAUAUUAAAGACAAAGCUGAAUGGGAAAAUGGAUUGGAAGACAGAAUCUACUAAGCACAAGAUCAUUUUAUGGGUAGUUUCUGCAGACGACAUUUAAAAAAUUAAAAACUCAAUAAUCCUACCACCCAAACGAUAAUCUGGAUAAUCUGCUUAAUAAUUUGUUGUAUUUCCUUCCGAGCUUUUUGUUCUGUGUCUACCUAUACACACACACCUACAACAGAUACAAAUAUAAAACAAAUAUAUUUGUAUACAUAUAUAUGUGCAAAUAAUUUUACUCAGCAUAAAACUGCUACUUUUCUGCCAUCCAGAGUCACUGAUAUAAUGGUGCAUUAUCCAUCCUUGAUGUAUUUUUUUAUAAUGUAAACUAUGUGGUACAUUGUUUUAUGUUUUUUCACUUAGCCAAUUACCAUGAACAUUUCCCCAAAUCCUCAAACAUGAAAAAAUUUUUCAUUAGUGCAUACUAUUCUAUCUUAUUGAUAUGUCAGUUUUUAAUCAAUUGACUAUUGGAUAUUCAAUUUAUUUUUUUUCUAUUUUAAAUAGUAUUAUGUUAAGGUAGAUAAGCUGAAAAUUAAAGAACUUUUACUGACUAAUAAAAUGAGGCAUAAAUGUAACCAUAAAAUGAUUACCCUUAAAUAUUAAGUUAAAAGCACUGUUCCUAAGUGAGGUGUGUCAAAGCUUAAUAUAUGCCUUUUCUGUAAGGGGUUUGCAUUUCUGCACUGAAAGUGUUGAUGAAUAUGUGUGAGAUCUCCUGUUUGAGCUCCUUUGUUUCAGGGAUCAUGAUGACUCAUCCUCCGUCACACCACUUAAGGAAGCAAUUUUUCUAUUUUGUUUAAGAAGUAAACUGGGAGUUUGCCCUAGCUAGGAUUAACAACUUUUGCUUUAUAUUUUUCUUUCAAAAAUGUCAUCCUCUACUCCACAGUGAACAUAUCUUAAUUAUUGAGUGCUUGUUUGCAACCUCUGCA
Messenger RNA from Aethalodelphis obliquidens (Pacific white-sided dolphin), 2025 nucleotides. It is a transcript of the gene KRABD4, whose product is annotated as KRAB domain containing 4. The transcript has 3 exons. The record is from RefSeq and is a predicted model, not a curated record. Gene Ontology annotation, biological process: regulation of DNA-templated transcription. NCBI's taxonomy places the organism in Eukaryota, Metazoa, Chordata, Mammalia, Artiodactyla, Delphinidae. Bases 30 to 377 code for a protein of 115 amino acids.